Molecule: messenger RNA, 1566 nt
Organism: Verticillium alfalfae VaMs.102
Lineage: Eukaryota; Fungi; Ascomycota; Sordariomycetes; Glomerellales; Plectosphaerellaceae
Product: aldehyde dehydrogenase 3I1
Exons: 3
Coding region: 1-1566 (521 amino acids)
Biological process (GO): aldehyde metabolic process
Cellular component (GO): cytoplasm
Molecular function (GO): aldehyde dehydrogenase (NAD+) activity
Source: RefSeq, a predicted model, not a curated record
AUGGCAGCCGCUGUCGAUCAGAAGAUUCCCGCUUUCGAGAACACCUCGUUGGACGACAUCACGCGCGUGACGGACACCCUUCGUGCUACCUUCCGCUCCUACAAGACCAAGGACGUGCAAUGGCGGCUCGUCCAGCUGCGCAAGUUCUACUGGGCCUUUGAGGACCACAUCCCGGCCCUCAUCAAUGCUCUGAGGCAGGACCUGCGCAAGUCCAAGCACGAAGCCCUCCUGUCCGAGAUCAACUGGAUCAAGGACGACUGCCUCUAUCUCAUCAAGAACCUGGAGCGCUUCACCAAGGAUGAGCCCGUCGGCGACGUGCCCAUGACGUUCAUCAUGAUGAAGCCUCGCGUCCGCAAGGAGCCUCUCGGCAUGGUCCUCGUCAUUGGUGCCUACAACUUCCCGGCCCAGCUGUCCCUCGUUCCCCUGCUGGGCGCCGUCGCUGCUGGCUGCACCGCCGUCCUCAAGCCCUCCGAGGGAGCCCCCGCCACUGCCAUGGUCCUCAAGAAGAUUGUCGAGGCCUCCCUCGACCCUUCCGCCUACGCCGUCGUCAACGGCGCCGUGGACGAGACCACGGCUCUGCUCGAGGUCAAGUGGGACAAGAUCAUGUAUACCGGUGGCGCCGCCGUCGGCAAGAUCAUUUCCAAGAAGGCCGCCGAGACCCUGACCCCCGUGUGUCUCGAGCUCGGAGGUCUCAACCCCGCCUUUGUCACCCGCAACGCCGACAUCAAGCUCGCCGCCCGUCGCCUCGGCUGGGGCAAGACGCUCAACGCCGGCCAGGUCUGCCUCUCCCAGAACUACAUCCUCGCCGACCGUGCCGCGGUGCCAAGAACAGCCCUGACCCUGUCCCGCAUCGUCAACGCCCGUCACUUUGCCCGCAUGAAGAAGAUGCUCGACAGCACCGAGGGCGAGAUUGUCGUUGGUGGCGGCAUGGACGAGGCGCAGCUGUUCAUUGAGCCCACCAUCGUGCUCGCCAACUCGCCUCACGAUUCGGUCGUCCGCGAGGAGUCGUUCGGCCCCAUCUUCGCCAUCCUGCCCUACGACAGCCUCGACGCCGCGAUUGAGUUGGUCAACGACCUGUGCCACACCCCGCUCGCCCUCUUUGCCUUCGGCAACGAGGCGGAGACCAAGAAGAGUACGUCGUCCUCGCGCGGUGCCCCUUGCAGCCAGACGACGUCCGGCGGCGCCACCAUCAACGACGUCUUCUCCCAUGCCUCCAUUCUGACGGUCCCCUUUGGAGGCGUCGGCCAGUCGGGACACGGCAGCUACCGCGGCCGCGCGUCCUUUGAUCUCUUCACGCACCGUCGCAGCGUCGCCCAGGUGCCCUCGUGGCUCGACAAGUUCCUCCGCGUCCGCUACAUGCCCUACUCGCCCAAGGAACUCGCGCGGCUGCAGUCGAUGAGCGCCGGCAAGCCCGACUUUGACCGCAGCGGCAACCAGAUCCGCGGACUCGGCUACUGGUUCAGUUUCCUCACAGGGUUCGGCGCCAAGACGGUGAAAGGUGCGUUGCUACGGUGGAUCGUGGCGCUGGUGGCGGCCGUGUUGGCUAAGAAGCGGGGGUUGAUCUAG